AUGAAUAUUUUAGUGUAUUUUUUGACGAUGGGCCUAAUAAAGUGGCUCAGCGAUAAGCGACGUGAGGCAUUACCACGAAUGAGCACACGAUCAUUACUAUCGUACUACUUACCAAUCACUGGUGCUGUCAGCCAUACGCUAUACACCAUUCAUAUCUUCUCGCCGCAGAUUCUCUCCAGAUUGUUUCCAAUAUGCGAUUUAGCGGUAGAAAAUUCGAUAUUGUCCACAUCAAAUCUGGGUGUUGGAUUCUAUGUAUAUUUUCGACCACAUUUGUAUCGGUUAGAUUCAUGGAAUCGUGUUCAGUAUAGUGUUUUCGCGGCCGUUAUGUUCAAUUUUGGCUCUUUACUGACAGCCGUCUUCAUCAAAGCACUUUUUCCAUCCAAAUCCAAUAUAGCUUUGAAAUCCGUGGUCGCGAUUGCACUGAGUUGGUUUUUAUUAUCACGAGGACAUCACUAUUUGAAGUUCUUGGAUACACGGCCAAGGCGUAAAACAACAUCCAAAAAUAAACAGAUCAGUGAAGACGCUUCAUAA
Anisakis simplex (herring worm) is the source of this 531-nucleotide messenger RNA. The record is from the annotation of a GenBank genome assembly. Lineage: Eukaryota; Metazoa; Nematoda; Chromadorea; Rhabditida; Anisakidae.